Cyprinodon variegatus (sheepshead minnow) is the source of this 2225-nucleotide messenger RNA. RefSeq names its product synaptotagmin-9-like (gene syt9a). Gene Ontology annotation, cellular component: dense core granule; membrane. Lineage: Eukaryota; Metazoa; Chordata; Actinopteri; Cyprinodontiformes; Cyprinodontidae. Gene Ontology annotation, molecular function: phosphatidylserine binding; calcium ion binding; SNARE binding. The record is from RefSeq and is a predicted model, not a curated record. The transcript has 7 exons. Gene Ontology annotation, biological process: regulation of dopamine secretion; calcium-ion regulated exocytosis; cellular response to calcium ion. Bases 527 to 2218 code for a protein of 563 amino acids.
CAAGGAAGAGCAGAGAUCGAGGCUUUUCAUUGGUUGUAAAUCUCGCAAAUGCGGCUUUUUUAUCCUCUUCUAUUUUGAAAAAAAUAAAAUAAAACACAGUAGAGCUUUUUCUUUGUUUUGGAUUGGUUCGUGGGUUAAAUAGGAGGUUUUAGACACCGUCGUUUCCGUGAUUCAAACGUUUUAUUGCAGCGGCGGUACGCACACACAUUUCAGCACCCUGGACAACGCACGGCGUCGCGGAGGUGGUGCGUGGAUUCAACCGGUGGCUUCCAGCUGAGCAGCAGUGAGAAGAGGGUUUCACUUAGCGUCACAUAAAAAAAUAAAUAGAUAAAAACUGAUUGUACUCCACAUGUUGGAGAGUUUGCUUUCCCUCAGGAGCACUUGGAUUUUUUUUUUCACGCUUUCACAUAAAGAACUGUGGUGGACGACGUGCCUCUAGGUGAGUGGUUCACUCCAGAAACCGUGCUGACCAGCGAGGGAUAGGUGCCGUCGAGAGACAGUUCAUUUACAAGGAUGCUGGUGGGAAAUGCCUGGAGACAGAGAUGACGAGAUUUGUCAAAAAGCACUCGAACUCCUUUCAGAUCUUUGCUCGAAGGGGGAAGUGCAGAACGAAAACUGUCUGGAUUUCAUCUACUAUUUCCGAGACCUCGCCAGGCCACGAUAUUCUGAUUCAGAUAUAUCAGUGAGUCUACUAUCACUAGUGGUUACUGCCUGUGGCUUAGCCCUAUUUGGGGUCUCCCUCUUCGUCUCUUGGAAACUCUGCUGGAUACCAUGGAGGGAACGAGGGCUUUCACCCAUGACAAAGGAGGUCCAAGGGCACAUAAACCCCACCAUGAGCCCUCUGCCCUCACAGCCUGCACCCAAACAGCCAGUUUACACUGCCGUAGACCCGCCAUUGCACAACCGCCGUAAGUCAUCACAUUGUUCUGUUGCCAAAGAGUCUACCCCUGUUGCCUCUGUUGUGUCAGUGGAGGCGCCCAUGACUCCUGUGUCACCCCCACCUGUGGUGAUGGCCACACCAGAAGCAGCUAUGAAGAUAAGCUAUACAUCCCCUGACAUACCAUUGGAUGCUCAAAGUAAAACCCGGGAAAAUGGAGUUCACACUAAUCCUCGGAUGCAAAGGCAGACUACAGAGCCAGCACCUGGUGGUUGCUCAGUCUCUGAAAUGGGUCAAGGUUCCAUUCGCAGGCAUAUGAACCUCUCUAAUCCGGACUUCAAUGUGGCACAGUUCCAAAGACAGGAUUCCCUUACUGGAAUGGGUCUUGGACUUGGCCGUCUCAAACCCGAACUGUAUAAGCAGCGCUCACUUGAGGGGGAGGAAGCCAGUUGCAGAGGUGGGGGCUGUGGUCGCCUCCACUUUAUUCUUAAAUUUGACUGCGAUUUGGAACAAUUAAUAGUUAAAAUCCAUAAAGCAGAGGACCUCCCAGCCAAGGAUUUCUCUGGUUCCUCUGAUCCCUAUGUUAAGAUCUACUUGCUGCCAGAUCGGAAGACCAAACACCAGACAAAGGUGCAUCGCAAGACACUUAACCCUGUGUUUGAUGAGGUCUUCCUGUUCCCUGUGGCCUACUCUGAGCUUCCUACACGUAAGCUUCAUUUCAGCGUGUACGACUUCGACCGCUUUUCACGUCAUGACAUCAUUGGUCAAGUGGUGGUAGACAACUUCCUGGACCUGGCAGAUUUUCCCAGGGAGACAAAACUCUGCCGUGAGAUCCAGUAUGUAUCCUCGGAUAACGUUGACCUUGGGGAUUUGAUGUUCUCCCUCUGCUACCUGCCUACAGCAGGCAGAUUGACCAUCACCAUGAUACAGGCUCGUAAUCUUAAGGCCAUGGAUAUAACUGGUGCAUCUGAUCCAUAUGUGAAGGUUUCUCUGAUGUGUAAGGGUCAGAGACUGAAGAAGAGGAAGACAUCUACAAAGAGGAACACCUUAAAUCCAGUCUAUAACGAGGCCAUUGUGUUUGAUGUCCUUCCAGAAAACAUCGAGCAGAUCAGCCUUUUAAUAGCAGUGAUGGACUAUGAUCGUGUGGGCCAUAAUGAGGUCAUUGGUGUCUGUCGAGUUGGCAAUGAUGCAGACAGCCUCGGUCGAGAACACUGGAGUGAAAUGCUCACAUAUCCGCGGAAACCUGUCGCCCACUGGCAUCCUCUUGUUGAGUACCAGGGGACUACAAGUAGUAGCCAAGGAGGAUCUUGUAAUUCCCUAAAAGCGCCUCCUUCUCCGUAGCCUUCAG